AUGAGGAAGCAACUCGAUCCUCGCAUUCCCAUUCUCAUCAACAACAAUGUCAAGGAAAACCAUCGCUCGUUCAUAGUCCUCGUAGGCGACAAGGGCAGGGACCAGAUUGUCAACUUGCACUUCCUCCUCUCCCAAGCACGAGUCUCGGCACGUCCGUCCGUCUUAUGGUGCUAUAAGAAGGAUCUUGGUUUCACGAGCCAUCGAAAGAAGCGUGAGGCAAAAAUCAAGCGCGAAGUUAAACGAGGGAUACGUGAAGCGAACGAACAAAAUCCAUUCGAGAUUUUUGUUACUGUAACCGACAUCCGAUAUACGUACUACAAAGAAUCUCACAAGAUUCUUGGUAACACGUACGGGAUGUGCGUCCUGCAAGACUUUGAAGCGAUCACGCCGAACCUCCUCGCAAGGACGAUUGAAACCGUUGAGGGUGGAGGCUUGGUUGUUCUUCUGCUGAAGACUAUGACUUCGCUACGACAGCUAUAUACUAUGUCCAUGGACGUACAUGCACGCUAUCGAACAUCCUCACACGACUCUGUCGUCGCGCGAUUCAACGAGCGAUUCAUUCUUUCCCUCGGCGCAUGUGAAGACUGCCUCGUCCUCGACGACGAGCUCAACGUCCUCCCUAUCUCACGCGGUAAAGACAUAAAAUCCCUCGAAGAGACAGAGAAAGGGAAGAGCAAAGCGGAUAACGAGCUCGCUGAGCUACGCGCAAGCCUAGCAGACACCAAACCAGUUGGCGAGCUAGUCAAACUCGCUCGGACGCUAGACCAAGCGAAAGCGAUCCUCACGUUCGUCGAUGCGAUUGCAGAGAAGACUUUGAGCUCGACUGUAUCGCUCACCGCCGCUCGAGGACGUGGAAAGUCUGCUGCGCUGGGACUUGCGAUCGCAGCUGCACUUGCACAUGGCUAUUCGAACAUUUUCGUCACGAGUCCUAGCCCAGAGAACCUGAAAACGUUAUUCGAGUUCAUCUUUAAGGGCAUGGACGUACUUGGAUAUGAAGAGCAUCUCGACUAUGAUAUCGCGCAAAGCACCAACCCGGAUUUCAACAAGGCAAUCGUGCGGGUAAACAUCUUCAGAGACCAUCGGCAAACGAUUCAAUACAUUCAACCACAAGACGCUCAUGUACUUGGACAAGCGGAGCUCGUCAUCAUCGACGAAGCUGCAGCUAUUCCUCUUCCACUAGUUCGGAACCUCCUCGGACCGUACCUUGUCUUCAUGGCCUCUACAAUCAACGGUUACGAAGGAACCGGCCGUUCACUCUCCCUCAAACUCAUCCAACAACUCCGUGAAAGCACUCGUCCAUCUGCUACUUCAACUAACGACGAAACAGCUACCACCUCUCGAUCCAAAAAGCCUCAAACAAACGCACCUCUAAAACCCCGUUCUCUCCGCGAGAUCAAACUCGAAACUCCCAUCCGUUACGGCUCAGGUGAUCGCGUCGAAUCAUGGUUAAACACCCUACUCUGUCUCGACGCUACAAUCGCUUCACGGGGAUUAGCUCAAGGCUGUCCACACCCCAGUAAAUGCGAACUAUUCUAUGUCUCCCGCGACACACUAUUCAGCUUCCACCCCGCAUCAGAAGUCUUCCUCCAACGCAUGAUGGCAUUAUACGUAGCAAGCCACUAUAAAAACCAACCAAACGACUUACAACUCAUGUCCGACGCACCCGCACAUCACCUCUUCGUUCUCCUCCCCCCACUAAAAGACGAUGAAAGUCACCUCCCCGAGCCGAUUGUCGUGUUGCAAGUUGCGUUGGAAGGGAAUAUUAGUAAACAGGUUAUUAUGGAGUCGUUGAGUCGGGGGUUGAGGACUGGGGGGGAUUUGAUACCUUGGUUGGUUUCGCAGCAGUUUCAGGAGUCGACGUUUGCGCGGAUGUCGGGUGCGAGGGUUGUUAGGGUUGCUACUCAUCCGGAUUAUAUGAAUAUGGGCUACGGAGCUCGUGCCCUUCAAGCACUUAACUCGUACUACAGCGGCGAAUACUUCAACUUAGACGAAACCAUUCGAGAAGAACGCUCGUACCCCAAUCCUGCAGCGUUUGACAAGAACACCGAUUUACUAACAGAUAUCCCCACCAUCCGUGCUCCUACCGCAAUGCCUCCUCUCUUACAGCGUCUAUCAGAACGCAAACCUGAGACGCUAGAUUAUCUUGGAGUCUCCUAUGGGUUGACGCCGUCGCUUCUUCGAUUUUGGAAGCGUGCGGGCUACGUACCGCUAUACAUCCGUCAAACAACAAGCGAACUCACAGGUGAACAUAGUUGUGUCAUGGUUCGCGGGUUGAAUAGUUCGAAUGAGGGUGAGCUGGAGUGGCUUGGGGAGUUUGCAAAAGACUUCAGAAGACGUUUCCUCUCCCUCCUAUCUUUCAAGUUCAGAGAAUUCGGAAGCGUGAUGGGGCUGAGUAUACUCGGUGCUGCGGAUGAAGGUCUGAAACGUCUGGACACAGAUACUGCACGAGAAAUCGGCUCACCAGAACUCUCAAUCCUAAUGACCCCCUUCGACAUCAAGCGACUGGAGUCCUACGCAAACAACUUACUCGACUACCACGUCAUCCUCGACUUACUUCCUACAAUCGCAACAUUAUAUUUCGAAAAGCGGUUAGGUCCGGAAGUGAGGUUGAGUGCGGUACAGAGUUCGAUAUUGUUGGCUAUUGGGUUGCAGAGGAAGACUAUUGAGGAGGUUGAGGCCGAGUUGCAACUCCCUGUAUCCCAAGCCCUCGCGCUAUUCGUGAAAGUCGUGCGGAAAAUCACGAAACGUCUACAGGACGUACAAAAGGCUGCUAUCAGCGCUGAGCUUGCUUUACCUACUUCCGCUUCUGCUAUCGGUACGACGUCGCGCAUGGAUGUGGAUACUCAAAAGGGUGCUGAAGACGACAACGACGACGACGAUGACAAUGAUAACGAAGAAGAGGGUGGAUUGCAAGAUAGGUCGGAGAAAGUCAACGGCGUUGUUACAGCUGAAGGUGUUGACAAACCAGACGGAGAAGAUACCAAAGAGACACCCGAACGAAGAGCGUUCAAGGAGAAACAACGCGAGAUGAUCGAUUCGCUUGAUCUAAGCAAGUAUGCUAUCACCGACUCAACAGCCGACUGGUCAAGUGCGGAAGCACAAGUUGCACGUCUUGCGAAAGGAGCGAAAGACGUGAAGGCAGCGGGCACUUCUCGAUCGUCUAUCGUCAGUAUCAAGGCUGGCACAGGGGCUCCUCAGAAGAGGAAAGCUGACGACGGGGGAAUGGGAAAGGUGGAAGGAGAGAAGAAGAAAACGCGAAGAGGGAACGUGAAGAAAGCAAAACAGUAG
Molecule: messenger RNA, 3288 nt
Organism: Fomitiporia mediterranea MF3/22
Lineage: Eukaryota; Fungi; Basidiomycota; Agaricomycetes; Hymenochaetales; Hymenochaetaceae
Product: DUF699-domain-containing protein
Exons: 12
Coding region: 1-3288 (1095 amino acids)
Biological process (GO): rRNA acetylation involved in maturation of SSU-rRNA
Cellular component (GO): 90S preribosome; nucleolus
Molecular function (GO): tRNA binding; 18S rRNA cytidine N-acetyltransferase activity; ATP binding
Source: RefSeq, a predicted model, not a curated record